GUAGUAGUAGUGGUGGUGGUGGUGGUGGUUGGUUCGCGCCGUGACACAGUGGUGGAACGGAGGAGGCACGAAGGACACGACCGUGAGAAGAAAGAGGGUUGUUAUGGGGCGAGAAUCCCGUGGCGUGCUGCUGCUCGUCGCGCUGGCCGUGCUGGCAGCCGUGGACGCCUUCUCAACCGACAGUAAAGUAGCUUGUCCUUUGAGGCAGUUCCGAUGUGCCAAUGGCAGAUGCAUACCGAUCUCGUGGGUCUGCGACAAAGCGGAUGAUUGUACUGACAAUUCCGACGAAAGCCCGGAGGAAUGCAAAAACACCCAGGAAUGCAAGGAUACGGAGUUCAAGUGCAGUAACGGCAGAUGUAUACCCAAUAUAUGGCAUUGCGACGGCGAUCGAGAUUGCCCGGACGGCAUCGACGAGGACCCCGCUGUCUGCAGAACCAAGACCUGUACGCCGGAACAAUUCACGUGCCAUUCGGGAAAUGGCGAGUGCGUGGCAUUAACAUGGAUGUGCGACGACAACCCCGACUGUUCGGACGGUUCAGACGAGGCUGAGUGCAACGACACUUGCCGGUCCGACGAGUUUACCUGCGCAAACAAGCACUGCAUCCAGCAGCUGUGGGUCUGUGACAGCGACAACGAUUGCGGGGAUAACAGCGACGAGAAAGGUUGCGGGCCGAUAACGUGUCAUCCUGGUACUGAUUUUGCGUGUUCUGAGAAUUAUUGCAUAACGUCACGAUGGAGAUGCGAUGGCGACUACGAUUGUCCGGAUCGAUCCGACGAAAUAGGUUGCAAGGAUAUUCAAAAUGGAAAAAAGACAAGCCAUUGCGACAAGGAGUUCGAUUGCGAUGACGGUGUUACUUGCAUCCAUCAGACUUGGGUAUGCGACGGCGAAAAGGACUGUCCCAAUGGUGCAGACGAAUCCCCGCAGAGAUGCCAUAAUGUGACUUGCAGACCCGAUCAAUUUCAAUGUGAAGAUCGACGUUCUUGCAUCUCGGGUCAUCUAUAUUGCAAUGGUAAAGCCGAAUGCGCCGACGGAAGUGAUGAGAAGAAUUGCACGAGCAAAAUCGUAAGCUGCGAUCCGCAAAUUCAGUUCGAGUGCAGCGAGGGCUCGUGUAUUCCUCUGGAAAACGUCUGCAACAAAAACCCAGACUGCAUCGGUUGGGAGGAUGAGAGCGCCGAGCUCUGUGGCGUGAAUGAGUGUACAAAAAACAACGGUGGAUGCUCGCAGAUUUGCGUCGAUUUGCCUAUUGGUUACCGAUGCGACUGCCGCGCAGGCUAUAGACUCAUCGACAAUCGCACGUGCGAUGACAUUGAUGAAUGCUUGGAACCGGGAAGCUGUUCUCAGUUUUGCCAGAAUGAAAAGGGUGGCUAUAAAUGUAGCUGCGCCCCCGGUUAUCUUAAAGACCCACGAAAUUUAACACGCUGCAAAGCCGCGGAGGGUCAUGCAAGCCUAUUAUUCGCCCGUCGACACGAUAUCCGGAAAGUAGCUCUAGACCGUCAAGAAAUGACCGCUAUCGUUAAUAAUACUAAAAUGGCAACGGCUUUAGACUUCGUCUUUCGUACUGGAAUGAUUUUCUGGAGUGACAUCAGUGAAAAGAAAAUUUACAAAGCUCCGAUAGAUGAAGGAAAUGAGCGCACAGUCGUUAUCGAAAACGAUUUCACCACAUCAGACGGAUUGGCAGUUGAUUGGAUUUACAGUCACAUUUAUUGGACAGACUCCGGAAAAGAUACUAUCGAAUUGGCCAAUUUCGAAGGAAAUAUGAGGAAGACUCUGAUACGGGACCGCAUUCAGGAACCUAGAGCGAUAGCACUGAAUCCAUUAGAGGGUUGGAUGUUUUGGACAGAUUGGAGCGAUGAGGCUCGUAUUGAGCGAGCCGGCAUGGAUGGCACUCAUCGAUCGGUAAUUGUCGGCAAUGACGUUAAGUGGCCUAAUGGUUUAACCUUAGACUUGAUUGGCAAGAGAGUAUAUUGGGUAGACGCGAAACUGAACAUCAUAGGUUCCUGUAAUUACGACGGUACCGGCAGACGAACGGUUCUGUACUCUCCCGAUAGCCUCAGGCAUCCCUUCAGUAUAACAACCUUUGAGGAUUAUGUGUACUGGACCGAUUGGGACAAGGAAACAAUCUUUAAAGCUAACAAAUUUACUGGCAAAGAAGUGGAAGCCGUAACGUCUAUCAGAACGCUUCAGCAUCCAAUGGUAGUCCAUGUAUAUCACCCUUAUAGACAGCCUGACGGAAUGAAUCAAUGUCAGGCUGUCAAUGGACAUUGCAGCCAUCUAUGUUUGCCUGCACCUAAAAUCAACUCUAGAUCACCACUAUUGUCGUGCGCCUGUCCUGACGGCUUACGGUUAUUACCCGAUGGAUUGAUGUGCGUGGAAAAUGUUACUACAACCAUAGCGCCGUCUACGCAAGCACCCAUGAUGCCGUUCCAGAGGCUCGAGCCUCUUAAUGUUACGACGACUACCAAUCCAUUAUCCUCAGCAGAUGCAGAUGGAAAGGGAAAUUCAACUGAAUCAACAGAUCCUGGUUUAGUCGCUGGCAUUGUAAUAGGCAUAGUGUCUUUAGGAUUGUUAUUACUUGCACUAGUUGCAGUACUAUGCUACAGGCAUUAUCUUCAUCGUAAUGUUACUAGCAUGAACUUCGAUAAUCCCGUCUAUAGAAAGACUACGGAAGAUCAAUUUAGUCUUGAGAAAAACAGAUUCCCGCUUCCUGCAGCUACAGUUGGAGAGGAGGCUCAAGAACCAUUGACAAGUCCUGGAACAAAUGAUUAUGUUUAAGGCUUAAUCUAUUAAUAUAAAAAAUUUAACAGGCUAUUGAAGUAAUAUUCAUUCGACCAAGUGAUAAAACCAUGUAAAGAAAGACAAGGUAUUUGCGUUGAAAGAGCCUGUCCAAACGCAUCAUGCCUGCGCUCGCUCGCAAGCCUGCCAACCAACUGUGAUUAUGUUAAUUUUUUUUGUAUCUAUUUCUUUACAAACUUUAGCACUUUGUCACUCAAAUAUAAUAUGUAUAUUAUGCGUGCAACAUUUAAAUUUGCUCUAGGACGUAAAGGGAGAAAUAUCUAGAGAAACUGUUGCCAAAUAAGCGAUUUUAUCUUCAUGUAGCCAAAUAGUUUAAUAAGAGCUUAAGAGUCCUAUCUAACAUUAUCUAUUUAGUUAAGUAAUUAUAAUUUGUAAUAUAGAAUUUUUAGAUCGAUUUAGCAUGGCCUGGCGCACAUAGCGUAUGAUUUUACAUACGCUAUGUAUAUGUAAGAAUGUCAACUUGUUAUUGUUUAAUUAUUUAUUCAAAGAUACACAAUAGGAAUUUUUUGAAUAAAGUUUCUAGGUACGCAAGAUAUUACUUUUUUGAGUAAUAUCUUAUAGAAGUCACAUGUAAAUAAUGCGAAAAAUCUCUAUCGUAUAUUAAUAUUAUUUAAAAAUUAUUACACGUGGUGUUAAAACGCGAUAUGAAAGUUAUAACAAAUACAUGCUGUGAAAUAAACUAUCACUCAAUUAAAAUGGAAUAAGAGGCUAUAAUUAUUAUUUUCUUUCAUCUUGAACUGUACUUCUCUAUCUUUUUGUUACAUAAGAAAAAAUCAACUUUUUAUAAAAAACACAUACAUUUAAUAUGUAUAUAAUAUAUAUACAUAUAUAUAUACAACCCAGAUCCUUUUAUUAUUAUAUGUUGUAAUCUUUUUUUCUGUAAUUUAGAUUUAAGAGUAAUUAUACAAAUAAUCCGCUCCGUGUUAAUUAUGCAAAAGAAAAGUUAAAAUGUGCGAGUUAAAAAGAAAUAUAUGCUCAGAAGAAAUUUCUCCUUUUAUGUCUGCGUACAAUGCCAUGGAUGUAUGCGACAUAUAGAUAGACAUAUGUAAGGACUUUCUAGUAACUAUCUGUAUAUGGACAGUCCAUAUCAUGAUAAAAGAAAUCGCUCCAUUUACAAAUAUUAUACUAUCGUUUACGUAGUAAAACGAAAAGAGCAUUGUUGUGACGACUCGAGCUCAAUGACAGUAAGUGUGAUUGUGCGUUUGUUAAAAGGGGACUGUUGUCAAGUACUUUAAUCUACUAAAGAAAUCAGUGUAUUUGUAUAGAAUUAUCGAGUCGGGCUUGAAAAUUUUAUUUACUAUAUAUAAGUAAUAUAUAUAUGUGUAUGUUUAUAUAUAUAUGUACAAAGUAUGCAAAAAUUGAGUGUAAAAGCUCUGCAAAAAGUUAGCAAAAAAUUAAGUAAUAAAAAUUUACGUGGCGUUUUUAUUUUGAGCUUUUAAGUAUAAGUUUGAAUAUUAGCUAAAAUAAUGAACUAUCGUUAAAGAGUGAGUUUGCGUUAACAUUAAAUAUCGUGCUGCGAGAAUUGGAGAAAUCCUUAGUGCAUGAUGUGACUUUAAGUCAGUUUACACACCUUAUAAUUUGAUCAAAUUUCAAAUUAUAUAUUUUAAAAACUUGCUUUCAUUAUUUAAUUUUUGCAAACUUUUGUUGUAGUAUUUUUAUACUUGACUUUUGUAACGCUCUGUAUAUAUGUAAAGGAUGUCCUAAAAAAAGAUAAGUAUUGGUACUAUUAGAAUCUUACAAUGAUAAAAUUAUUUAAAAUUUUGUUAUAAUUUACAUAUAUUUUAUAUCUUAAAAUUUACAUGACUUUCUACUUUGCUAUCAAUGACGUAUUUUCUUCCUUUUUUGAUUAUGAUCAUACGCGUGUUUACAUACAUGUAUUAAUGGAAAAAGUAUGAAAAUGCAACAUAAAUAUUUUUUAAAUAUUCUACAGAUGUCUUCUGUUGUAAAAGAGAAAAAAAGUAUUAUAUACAUAAUGAAUAUAAUUACACAAUAUCUCAUAAUUGCAAUAUUAAAAUUGAAUUUAUAAUAAAAAUUGGAAUAGAGUAAUAAUGGUUAAUAAAGGUUGUAACUAUUUAUCUUUAAUUUUAACUAAUUCGUUAAUUAAUUUGGUUAAAUUUCUUCUAAAGAAAGUGAUUUUACGGUAUUACUGAUCCAUAUCUUUUUUAAACAUUCUACAUACAUAUAUACAUAUUUAUAAUACAUUAUAAUAUUACUGUAUUAAAAAUGAUUAAAUGUGAAAAAAAACUUUAUUAGAUAAAAUUAUUAAAAGAUAUAACAUUAGAUUGGUAAAAGAAACUAUGUACGUUGACAGAUAGCAGAUUGUCUCACAAAAAUUGUGCCAAUGUAUUUCAAAUUGUGCCAAUGUGUGCCAAAUUGGUACUUCUCUUACUGUACUCUUGUUGUAACAAAUCUAUUCACAAAUCAGUAAUUUAUAUGCAUUUUUUAAUCUGGUCUUAUUUUUAUGGGACCAAGAAAUUUUGUACAGAUUUAAAUAAUGUUUUUAAUGUUUUCAUUUUUCUUUAUAAUUUAUAACAUUUAACAAUUGUCAGAUGUGCUAAAAAAAGAAAAUAAAAAUCGAGAAUUAUGGAUAAUUUUAUAAGAAAAAUUAUAUAUGUUUAUAACUCGACAUGUUUACCUCUUAUUGAUGAAUCACUAAUUUCUUAUGUAAUAAUAAGCCAAUUUUCCUGCCUAUAACCAGCUGUCUGUUAACGGGGACAUGGUGCAAUUAUUAAGUGCAAGAAAGCAAAGUCCAAAAUUAAGAUAUAGAGGCUUGGUGGUAAUUUUAAUCAAAAAAUAGAAGUGUGUAUGUAUAUGUAUGUGUGUUUGUAUGUGUGUCUGAUGAAAGGUGUAAUUAACUGUGUAAAUCAUAAAGAUAAAACUUGUCCUAAUCAAUUUAUUUGCCAAAAUUGUGUCAAAUAUUAUUUCUAUGCCACACAUGUAUAUGUACAUAUACAAUACAAUGAGAUUCAAAAAUAGAUUAUUAAACUUUGUAGAUAUAUUCUUGAAUUUAAAAUUGGUUUUAUUUUAUUAAAUAAAUAAAAUUGUAUUCUCCUAAUUUUAAUUUAUAUAACUUAUUUUAAUAGAAUUCAUAUCUUCUUAGGUUAUAUAUGUACAAACGCAAAUCUGAUACAUUUUCAAUAGUAAAUAUAAAGUAAUAAAUCAUAGUAAAAUAAAGAGCGAUUAUAUUUAUCAAAUAUUUUUUAAUGAAAGUAAUUCCAAAUUAAUUUUAAAAAAAGUAUCUACAAAAUUUAAUAAUUUAUUUUAGAAUCAUUCUGUAUACAUAUACAGAGUGAGAAUCAAUGUUUGUAUCUGAAAUAUUUUUGUUAGUUUUAAAAAUAUAUAAGAAAUUUACAAUUUCCAUUUGAUUUUACUUCACUUUUCUAAGCAGAAUGAUAAAGAAAAUCUUUAUAAAAAAGGUAUUAACAUCAUGUUAAAAAAAAAUUAAAGUAUCUUAUGUAUAACUGUAUCUUAUAAGAAUUCUCAUGUUUCUUGAAAGCAAAAUUAUUUAAGGUGCAAAUGUUUAGAUGAUAAAUCACUCUAUAUACAUAUAUGGAGUACACACUCACGCGUACGUAAAUAUACUUACUAAAAAAUAUACAUAUAAUUUAUUAUAAUGAUUGUAUAAAUAAAGUAUACAAACUAAAUUGCAGUAAUACCACAUUAUUAUCACCUGUGAAAGAUUGUGAAAUGUAAAAUUUGUAAAUAAGCCUAUUUGAAAAUAUAAAUAGUGAAUCAUU
Molecule: messenger RNA, 6531 nt
Organism: Monomorium pharaonis (pharaoh ant)
Lineage: Eukaryota; Metazoa; Arthropoda; Insecta; Hymenoptera; Formicidae
Product: very low-density lipoprotein receptor
Exons: 13
Coding region: 104-2773 (889 amino acids)
Molecular function (GO): protein binding; calcium ion binding
Source: RefSeq, a predicted model, not a curated record